Molecule: messenger RNA, 2229 nt
Organism: Zerene cesonia (dogface butterfly)
Lineage: Eukaryota; Metazoa; Arthropoda; Insecta; Lepidoptera; Pieridae
Product: adenosine deaminase 2-like
Exons: 1
Coding region: 351-1865 (504 amino acids)
Biological process (GO): inosine biosynthetic process; adenosine catabolic process
Molecular function (GO): adenosine deaminase activity
Source: RefSeq, a predicted model, not a curated record
UCGUGGAACAAGUACUCGUGUUUUUCAACGUUCAACCAGUUAGCGCGGAGAUCAGCCACUUGCAUGCAUUGAUAAGCGAUAAUGAAAUAGUAAGCAUUCGCUCGUUUCCUAUCAACGUAAUCCAAAAUGUAUUAGGCGAUAAAGUUUCCGAUUACUUUACCGUUACCCGUAGAUUACGUUUGGCACGUUUAUCUAGUGAUUUAUUACUUCAAUACGCUUCUCGUAUUGUUGUCAGCAGAACGUCAAGGCGCUAAUUUUUCUUCGUACGCGAUACAGCUUUGUUGUUACAACCUUGCACUCGAUAAGUUUAACUUAUAAGCAGUUUCGGACGUUGAGAAAUUCCAAUAACAAUGACAAUGUGGACAGUGGUCGUGUUCUCCGUGAUAUCGAUUUUGGUGCUGGUGAAAUCCGAUUUAACAUUGGAAAAUGUUUUGAGUGAAAGGAACACCUUGAUACAGAAGGAAAUGAACAUGAUGAUCGGAAGUGAUAUAAGCUUAGGUGAUACAGAGGAACAGGCGAAUGAAAUUAUAAUGAAAUUGAAAAGAACAGAACUAGACUACGGUUUCGCGAAUCCACAGUUCUUCAAUUUUUCCAAACAUUUUUUCGAAUACAAGGAUGAAGUGAAGAAAUCAACAUUAUACAAAAUUAUCAAACAAAUGCCUAAAGGUGCGGUGUUGCACGCCCACGAUACAGGUAUUUUAAGCCCCGAUUAUGUAUUAGCACUAACGUAUUGGCAAAAUUUGUACGUAUGUUUUGAAGAAAAUCAUUUGCAUUUAUUGUUUUCAAGCGAUGUACCGAAUGUGGAUUGUGCUACUCAAUGGCAGCUCAUGAAAAAUGCUCGAUAUUCCUCAGGAAAUAUUGAGAAAUUCGAUGCUGAGCUCAGAAAAUAUGUCACACUCCUAACCGAUAAACCCAAUGAAACAUAUAGCGAUAUAAAUUUGGUAUGGAGUAAAUUUGCUCUGUAUUUUAUUGUAAGUAAUUCUUUGUUUACAUACAAACCAGUUUGGGAACAAUACUUUUAUGAUACUUUAAAAGCUUUACGAGAAGAUAAUGUUAUGUAUCUCGAAAUAAGGAGCGUUCUGCCGAAGCUAUAUGAUAUUGAUGGUAAUGUUUUUGAUGAACUAGAAACAGUUCGAUCUUAUAAAAAGGUGCUGGAAAGCUUUAUGGAGGAUUAUCCUGAUUUCUUUGGAGCGAAACUUAUUUAUGCUCCGUUAAGAUCCGUAGAUUCAAAUAGGGUGAAUGGCUAUAUAAAAAUUGCAAAGAAAAUAAAGGAAGAAUUCCCUGAUUUCUUAGCAGGUUUCGAUUUAGUUGGGCAAGAAGAUUUAGGUACACCAACGAAAGAUUUCUUGAAAGAAUUGGUAAAGGAAAGUAAGACACUCGAUUAUUUCUUUCACGCUGGUGAAACAAAUUGGUACGGGACGAGUUCAGAUGAAAAUUUAUUUGAUGCAAUUGUUCUAAACGCUCGGCGGAUAGGUCAUGCUUUUGCUCUGAUAAAGCAUCCAGUGUUAAUAGAGGAAAUAAAAAAGAGAGAUAUCGCAAUAGAAGUGAAUGUUAUAUCAAAUGCAGUGUUAAAGUUAGUUGAGGAUGUUAGAAAUCAUCCAUUGGCUAGUUUUAUAGCUCAAGGACUGCCCGUUGUAAUAUCAAGUGAUGACCCAGGUUUAUGGGAAGCAGAUCCUUUAUCUCAUGACUUCUAUGUGACAUUCGUUGGCGUAGCUAGCAGGCACGCUGAUAUUAAACUUCUUAAGCAGUUAGCACUAAACUCUAUAUAUUAUAGCACGUAUAGAAAUAAAGAUAAAAUGGUAUACGAAUUCGAUAUGCGUUGGGCGAAGUUUGUACAAAAUGUAAUUAGGGAUCAUUGUAAAUAAAAUAAUAAACAAAGUUAAUAAAAAGCACGCUUUAAUGUUAGAGCCUCAGAGUCAACUAAAAUGUGUGACUUGCUUUUAUAAAGAGUGAUAUAAGCAAAGUAUGUAAUUAUGUAUUUUCGGCGAUUCUCAUCAGGAUAAUAAGAUAAACUCAUGAAAUUAUUGUAUUGUCACUCAGCCAUAAUAAAUGUACAAAGUUUAAAUAGAUUAAAGUGGGCCAACGACUAAUAAGUUGCCUAAAGCAAAUGAAAAAUCAAUAAAAUAAAAUAAAUACUAUCAAAGCGUGUUAAAAUGGGAUAUUGUAACAUAUUGUAUGGUAAUUAAUGAUAAGCUAUUGUAUACUAUUAUUACCUAAUAACUUAAUGAU